AUGAAGAUACUCUGCAACGCCUGCGAGGCGGCGGAGGCGAGGGUCUACUGCUGCGCCGACGAGGCGGCGCUGUGCUGGGAGUGCGACCAGAAGGUUCACGCUGCCAACAAGUUGGCCAGCAAGCACCAGAGGGUUCCCCUCACGAGCUCCUCUUCCUCACUGGUGCCCAAGUGCGACAUCUGCCAGGCGCGUCCCCCUGCCCUCUUCCCUAUCUCUUCUUUCUGACCACCUUCUUAGCCACAGCUCGUCGUUUGGCGAAUUGGGUCUAGAAUCUAUUGUCUGGCGCAGAUGACGGAUCCUUUUUCCGGCGACGAUCACGCUGGGUUUACUUGGAAGGUGUUUUCUGGAGAGAAGGAUCCUCUGUUUGGGAAGAACGAGCGUGUUGAGAACAAAAGUUGGAGCAGAAUAGGGCCCUCAACAGAGUUGGGGAAGGCUGGGUAGAUAUCAAAAUAAUUUUUGGUUUGGUCAUACAGAAAAGAAGUAGCUAAGAAAGGAAGAACCAAUCUCUGCGGCAAAUUCUAAAAAGUCAGCUUAAUUUGUGGAUGUGGCUAUGAGAAAUCUGUCUUACUCGAAUACUACUGCCUAUAUUUGUUUUCUUUUAGCUAACAUAGGUUGACUUCUUGGAGAAGGAAGGAAGAUGGUACUCUGAAUAACAGGAAAAGGAUAAUGGGAAAUUUUAUUUGUUUUUUUUUUAAUGGGGCACUCGCUAAGAGAGGUUUCCUCUUUGUUAUCUAGAGAUGUCGUGCUGAGCUUGAAAGUCUUCACAUAAAACCCUGACGCCAACCCCAUCAAGCUUAAACCCCUUCGGAGUCAGAAUUGCAGUGAAGACUCUCCCAUGCCAUCCAGUAGCCGAUGAUAAAAUGAAAGCAUUUUUAUUUGGUUUUUAUGGGCUUCAUCGUCCUACAAAUCGAUGGAAUUGCACCGGUGGGUUCAAACCCUUCUAGAAAUCUACGAUUCGAACUCAUCUUCGUUCUUUUCCCAGUUGCUUCUUCAACGCCAUCUGUGUGAUAGGAGCAUAAUGGUUAAUGAGGAAAAUUGUUUCUACAGUGAUGCGCUGCAGUCUUCAUCCAUUAAUGGCGUAACAACCACAGUGUGAGUUUUCUUAGAGAGGGAGCAAGGUGGGGAUGAAGCUUUCUCUGACGAAUGAUAAAGGUCAAGAAGGGUGGAAAAUUAUUCUACAUAUGGUUUUUUACUGGGCAGGAAGAGUUAAGAUUUCUAGAGCGAUGAAGACCUAGACAUUUUAGCGAAUUAUGCUAAAUCUUGUGGAUAUUUUUGUAAAUAAAUGCGGGCUCUUUUCGUAUCUUUCACUUUGGUGACAUCAUAACACGAAAAGCUGCUUUAUGUGUGGUCUUAUAUUCAGCUGCUUUUUACUGGUGUCUGUCUGAAAGGUACCUGGGAAUGAACCUACCCUUUAAAUGCGCUGUGUGCUUCCUGGCUCGAGUCCUAAAGGAUGGUGUAUUAAUAUGCAGCUGCAUUUCUUUUUUGUGGACAUAAAUGUUAACUAAUUAUUUAAGAAAAGGAUAUAAUUCUGGUAGUUGGGUGUGCAUUUUGGGGCGUAUUCUUAUAUGUUCCCUCUGGAGAUUUCUUCUCACCUUGACUUGUUUUCUGUAUUUUGAGGUGGGCAGUUCCAUUGUAGCUGAAUUUAAGGAUGUUCAGAUUUUCUACCGUUCAUAUUUGCGAUCGGAAUCAAAUUUAGAAUAUUUUCAAUUUAAAAUUGUAUAAUUUAUGGUUGCAGGAUGCUCUAGGAUACUUCUUCUGCUUAAAUGAUAGAGCACUGCUCUGCAGGAAAUGUGAUGUCAGCAUUCACAGUGUGAACUCUCUUGUGUCGGCUCACCAGAGAUUCCUUGUGACAGGAGUUAGAGUGGGAAUCGAACCCAAUGAGCGUACUUCAUCCGUUGCUAGGGAACAGGAGAUUCCUCAGCCGCCACCUAAAUUGGCAUCAGAGGGAAGUCUAUCGAUGUCGCUAUCUAGGGGAGAACACAAAGCUGGCCCCAAUCAAGUGGGCUGGAAUGAGAGUUUUCCAGUGAGCAGAGCUGUCGUCAAUGGUGGCGCAACCACUCCAAGUAUGUCUGGUUGGCCGCUGAAUGAAUUUUUUGGAGCGGAUUUCAACCACGAUUGUGGAUUCCAGGGGAAUGAAUCAUCAAAGGUUGGCCAUACUCUUUCCUGUCAUUUUCUAAAUACGGAUGAGUUACAGCCAUGUUCUUGUAUAGCUAUUUGCAAUUUUUAAAAUUUUAUUUAGUAUUCACGGCUAGUUAUGGAUGAUAGACGGAUUUAUUUGGUUUUUUUGUUAGGAAAUGGCUGGGCAGGCCUUUGUGCUCACUUCUAGUCUUUUUUAUGUGUUUUAUUAUCGAAUUAACUCGGUAAAUCUGUAACAUAAUAUACAUACAUAUAGUCGUAUAAGUAAAUAUAUAAUCAAUGGGAAUUCUGUGACGAAAAAUAUUUCUAUAAUAUGGUUUGGUGUAAAUUCUGUUUCUGCUGUUGAAUCCACCUUGAUCGAAGAACUUUGACGUUUAAUUUCUGCAAAGCGUAAAUUUUGGCUGCAUUGAUGCCGUACUCCCUCGGCUUGGACGAGACCUGGCAGGCUAACAGUGGAAAGCUCGGCAACUCGGAGGAUUCCUCAGUCCACCGCUGCGGUGACGAAGAGCUGGAGCUGGAGUGCUGCAUGGACCAGGUGCCGGACAUGCGCUGGACGGUGCCGGAGAUCACGUCGCCGCCCACAUCCUCCGGGGUCAACUGGCCGAGGAACCCACGCAGCGCUGCCGAAGCCUCUGUGUUCGUGCCCGACAUCGGUGGCUCCUCCUUCCACGGCGCAGCAGCCGCCAAGCGCCGAAGACCCAUCGGAGAUUUCCCACACUGA
Messenger RNA from Spirodela intermedia, 2857 nucleotides. The record is from the annotation of a GenBank genome assembly. NCBI's taxonomy places the organism in Eukaryota, Viridiplantae, Streptophyta, Magnoliopsida, Alismatales, Araceae.